Parnassius apollo (apollo) is the source of this 1170-nucleotide messenger RNA. The record is from the annotation of a GenBank genome assembly. Lineage: Eukaryota; Metazoa; Arthropoda; Insecta; Lepidoptera; Papilionidae.
AUGGGAAAGUCUGCCAUCCUCAAGUGCUCCGCGCCGCCCCCGAACGCUGCGUGUUUCAUCCUUACAAGCCCUGCUCAGAACCCUGCGCCUGCCAUUCUCAUAAGCUCUGCGCCGGACGCUGCAACUGCCAUCCUUACGAGCUCCGCGCCCAACGCUGCAUCUGCCAUCUUCACGAGUCCUACUAGAGAUGCUGCGUCUGCCAUCCUCACGAGCUACACAAACUACGCUGCGUGUCCCGUCCUCACCAGCCCUGCUACUAUGCUGCAUCUGUCACCCUUACAGGCUCCGCGCUCAACGCUGUGUCUGCCGUCCUCACGAGCUCCGCACCUGAUGCUGCGACAGCGGUCCUCAAGAGUCCUCAGAUCACCAGCCUUGCUACAUACAGAUGCUGCAUCUGCCACCCUCAUAGUCUCCGCGCCCAACGCUGUGUCUGCCGUCCUCACGAGCCCUACUACAGAUGCUGCGUCUGCCAUCCUCACGAGCUCCGCGUCCGACGCUGCGUCUACCGUCCUCACAAGCCCUGCUACAGAUGCUGCGUCUGCCAUCUUCACGAGAUCCGUGCCGGACGCUACGUCUGCUGCAUGCUGGAACUCCACACCACCAGUCACAGAAACAAAUUUCUCAGGUAUAUCGCUCCGAGAUGUUCCCAGCACAUCUUUUGCGACUGAACUCAACAAUAAUGUUUCACCUACAAUGGAAAUGUCCAACGAAGUAUCAAGUAUUCCAAACUCCGCGCCAAACUUCGUUCGAUCUUAUGUUUCCCAACAACCGUUGGACGUUCUUCCAGGUACAUCUUUGGGAACCGACGCUAACAACAAUAAAUCGUCCUCAUUUAGAAUCCGCCGUCCAGCAAAGAAAAAUUCUUAUAUAGAUUAUAUGUCAGACGAUGACAUAGCUUUGUUAAAUUCCUUUGGCGAUGCAGGAAGCUCAGAUGAGUGGGAGCCGGAAAGAAACGGAAAGAAAAGGAAACAAAUGACUAUUAACGUCAUAGAAGAGUUUAUUGGUAACAAUGAGACGAAAAAGGUUAAUAAAAAUAAGAGGAAACAGGCUGCUCAAAAACGGUUAUCUGGUCAGAGUUACAUUAAAACAAACGGAGAAAUUCUUCAAGAAAAAAAGUCCAACCAAACCCUUGUGCGGGUAAGAAAUGUGGAAACAACUGCAGAGAUAUAA